AUGUUGAAUCUAGCAACCUUAGGGAAGGUCACUACAACCAUCAUGUUGUUGAAGGCCAUGGCUAAUGUUUUGGUUGGAGUUUCGGACAACAACGUGGUGUACAGUCCAUGUUCAGACACUCAAAUAAGCAAAGGGGAUGGUUUCACCAUAGGUGUUGCAAUCUCAAGCAAAGAAGCUUUCUUCUUUAACCAAGUCCAGCUUUCCCCUUGUGAUUCUCGUCUUGGUUUAGCUGCGAAAAUGGCACAGCUGGCGCUUUUUAGACCUAAGGUGGACGAGAUCUCUCUUCUCUCCAUCGACACAAGUAAGUUUAACCCGAGUGAAGCAGGAGGACACAUGAUUGGGUUCGCAGGCUCGAAGUUCGCAGCAAGAUCUUAUCCUGUGAAGGUCGCUGAUGGAAACCACACAAUCACAUCUUUCACACUUGUAAUGAUUAAACCUUAA
This is a messenger RNA of Eruca vesicaria subsp. sativa (arugula), 441 nucleotides long. NCBI's taxonomy places the organism in Eukaryota, Viridiplantae, Streptophyta, Magnoliopsida, Brassicales, Brassicaceae. The record is from the annotation of a GenBank genome assembly.